Messenger RNA from Acaulospora morrowiae, 466 nucleotides. NCBI's taxonomy places the organism in Eukaryota, Fungi, Glomeromycota, Glomeromycetes, Diversisporales, Acaulosporaceae. The record is from the annotation of a GenBank genome assembly.
UGUACCAUCGGAAACGAGUAAUGGUGACAAAAGUGUACCAUCGGAAACGAGUAAUGGUGACAAAAGUGUACCAUCGGAAACGAGUAAUGGUGACAAUGAGAUGAAAACAAAUGGCGAGAACAAAAACCAGAGAGAGAACAAUUCAUGGGGAAAUUAUCUCAAAGAAUAUAAAAUAUUUAAAUGCAAGUUAUCGAAUAUAACUAAAGAGAUUCAUCAUAGAAUUAGAAAAAAGGGAAGGUAUAUGUUCGACUAUUCACCAAUAACUUUAGGCAAUUUAGAAUUGCCAUUAUUUUUCAGAGUAGUGAUCAAUUCCCAGGCAAUCAAUGAGAAUUUUUUAGAUGGCCUGGUAGAGGAAAUUGAACAAAUAGGUGGAGAAGUGGUGGAGUGGUUUGUGGAGAACGGAUGGGAAAGUGAAUGGGAGGAUGAUGAACACGAGAAAGUGAUUCAAUGGACAGUCGGUCAGUAA